GUUCUCAGCCUUUUACUUUGGCAAAAAGUCAUGGAAAUUCGGAAAGUGAAGGAGUAUUUAAGCGUCGGAGGAUUAGAAUUGAUCGUAGUUUAUCCAAGAUUGGGAAAACAGAUCAAUAGAUCAGUACCUAACAGUUCUGUGGAUUAAAGAAGGAUAAAUAUCUGAAGAUGAAGAACUUAACGCUCAUUGCACUUGCGUUAGUAGUUUUGGCUGUGUGUGUACAUGCGGCACCUGGAGGUGGCAAAGGUGACGGAGGAAAAGGCAAAGGAGGUGGCAAAGCUGGCGGGGGCGGUGGUGGAGGUGGCAGCAGCUCCGGCAGUGACAGCAACAGCAGUGAGAGCAAUGAAGACAGCGGCAGUGGCGGCAAGGGCAAGGGAGAUGGCGGCAAGGGCAAAGGAGAUGGCGGCAAGGGCAAAAGUGAUGGCGGCAAGGGGAAAGAUGAUGGCAAAGGAGAUGACAAAGGAUAUGGCAAAGGGUACGGAUGGGGGCGAUAAAUCAAAUUGAUUUGAAAAGUAGUGUAAGAAGAAAUUGUGAUACAUAUGAAAUGGCAUAGAUAGAAGUGAAAUAAUUUUCGCACAAUAUUGUUAUGAUGAUUAGCAUUGUUUGUUUGUAAACUUUGUUCUAAUAAAUUAAUAGUUAUUUAUUUGUGAACUUA
Helicoverpa zea (corn earworm) is the source of this 655-nucleotide messenger RNA. RefSeq names its product glycine-rich cell wall structural protein 2-like. The transcript is spliced from 2 exons. Bases 168 to 494 code for a protein of 108 amino acids. NCBI's taxonomy places the organism in Eukaryota, Metazoa, Arthropoda, Insecta, Lepidoptera, Noctuidae. The record is from RefSeq and is a predicted model, not a curated record.